This is a messenger RNA of Candida tropicalis MYA-3404, 1530 nucleotides long. RefSeq lists its product as uncharacterized. The coding region runs from base 1 to 1530 and encodes 509 amino acids. The record is from RefSeq and is a predicted model, not a curated record. The transcript has a single exon. NCBI's taxonomy places the organism in Eukaryota, Fungi, Ascomycota, Pichiomycetes, Serinales, Debaryomycetaceae.
AUGUACACCACAGUAGAACAGCAUUCACAGCCCCUGCUGCUGCUGCUGCCACAACGUCAUCAUUCUAAUUAUUUUCCAUCAACUUUUAAAACUACAACUCCGUCUCAACAACUUCCAGGAGAACAUCAUAAUCCAACUAAAGAGAUUUCAAGUUCAUUUCAACAAUUAUCAUUAAACAUUCCGCCUCCAGAUACAAAGAAGUUCAAUUUCAUAUGUUUAUUUUUCAAUCAUAUUUUAAAAUUGAAGGAUCCUACGAUAAUUUUAGAGAAAGAAAAAGACAUUCUGAAAUUUAAUAAACUAUGUAAGAUUGAAACAGAUGAAGAACAGCAACCAGUGGAGAUUUUGAAAAAUUUGGUGUUUCCACCAGAUAUAUGGAUACGAGAUGAAAUCAAAGUAAAAGAUAUAAAAAUCAAGUCCACAAUGUUGAACGAAGUGAAUGAAAUGAUUGAAACAGAAUUGAAAGACGUGAACGACCAAUCUACCUUUGAAGAGAUUACACUUAAUUACUAUGCAAAACUUUUGGUGGCUUAUAAAUUUUAUGACAUUCCAAUCAGAGUCUCACACCCAACUCCAUAUUUAGCGCAUAAUCGAGUGUUGGAAGAGGAAGAAGAGGAUGGUAAUAGAAGUCCUGAUUUUGAUUUUGGAUUCUUGGAAAAACCAGUGUACCGUACAUCGUCAAACCAAUCCAGUGGUUCUUCUAAAUCCAAAGAUAGACGAUCAAGCACCGGUAGUAAUUUAUCAAAGAAAAGAUUCCUGUCAUUUUUAGGAGGAAGUACAUCUACAUCUUCUCCAGAAAGUUCUACUCAACCACCUUCAAUCCCACAAUCAAACAUGUCCAAUAGUCCUCCACCACAACUACAAUAUCCAAUACUACCACCUCCACAAACCAGCCAGCAGCAGCAACAACAACAGCAACAACAACAACUGGUGCAGCAGCAGCAACGACAUUCACAACAUUCGACAUCAUCCUCAUCACCAAAGCAACAACAUACACCAUUAGCAACUACGUCAUCCUCACCUACAUUACCACAAGAAGGAACUUUCAAUAGUAUACUAAGCAAAAGUAAAUUAUAUGGAAGAAUUAAAAAACAUCGUGAAUCACAGGCAUCAAUGACUUCAAACAUGUCACUGCAAAGUCUUGGUAGUAAUAACAGAAAUAGUGUUAGCACGAAUGCGACUACAACAAGUGUUGGCUCACGAAGACGAAGCAAUUAUGCUGUUUCCAGUACUAGUUUAGGUGCAAGUACUUCAUUAUUGUCAUCAGCAUCAACCAUACAUGAUGAAACCAUUGAACAAAGAGUAGAAAAUCUGAAAGAUAAAUAUGAAUAUUACAUUCAAAUAUUGAGAUUAUUUAAAAAUAGUGAAAAGAUAUUACGUGUUUUGGUCAAUAGUCAUAAUAUCAAUAAUAAAUUAUUGAAGUUUAUUGAAUUCAUAAAGAAACGAUUAUUGAAAUUUAUAAUGAUUGAUAUUAUGUCUAUGAUGUUGACUUAUUGUGAUUUACAAUGUGUUAAUUUUUAUAAUGUUAAAUAG